Messenger RNA from Brachypodium distachyon (stiff brome), 2563 nucleotides. Its product is annotated as glyoxylate/hydroxypyruvate reductase HPR3. Bases 1579 to 2523 code for a protein of 314 amino acids. The record is from RefSeq and is a predicted model, not a curated record. Gene Ontology annotation, cellular component: cytosol. Lineage: Eukaryota; Viridiplantae; Streptophyta; Magnoliopsida; Poales; Poaceae. The transcript has a single exon. Gene Ontology annotation, molecular function: hydroxypyruvate reductase [NAD(P)H] activity; glyoxylate reductase (NADPH) activity; NAD binding.
GGUUGCCACGCACGAGCACACGCGUCCGAUGGACUGAUCUGCCGCCGACAAAUAUUCAAUUCGCCAUGGGCGAACGUCGUUGAGGUCGGCCGCCACCAGCAGACAGAGAAGCCAAUCGGACCAAAAACCUCCCGAUGAUAUGAAACCGGAGGUUGAAGAUGCCGUCAAGACUGAAAAUGUUGGAGAAGAACCUGCCUUGACAGCAAUUGGAGGAGCCGUCGACGCCAAAACAUCCUUUUUAGCGCAAGCAUCAGACGGCCAGUACUGAAAAUUGCCCUGGAACGGGCUGCAACCACUAACCGGGGUCCUGUGAAGAGCCACCGCACCCGUGGCAUGUUCGCCAUGCCCAAGAACCGCGUCGCGGGCCUCCGAAGUGGAGGUUGAUAAGGGCAGUGUCGACCAAUCAAACGGAUCCAGUAACAUUGACUAGCCUUGCUCCAAUGCAAACAAUGAGGAGGAAAAACUUCAUCGGAGCAAAACAGAGAAGAGACCAAAGGUUUUAAAGGGGAAAUAUGUCUCAACUCAAAACCAGUCCACAAGGAACCCAUAGUGGUUGAGAUUGAAGAUUCAGAGCAAACUAGCCGGAAGCGGAUUUUUUGAAGAUUAAAUCAGGCAGGUCAACAACGGAAGGAUUGCAGGGCAAAUUAUUGGAUUCGCUGGGAAGAGAGAGGCAAUUAUUUAUAGAUGAUGCAGGGGUAGAGAUCAAACCGUCGGCAUCCUGUCCGGGAGACCCGGCACCAAUUCCGUCAGCAAGAACUACCACACUUCCAUGCCGCCGGAGCCUCCCCGCCAGCGACAAGAAUCCUCCCGAAAACGCCUCUAAGGCAACUGCAACUACGAUAAUGUACAAGGAGAUGAAGGUGGCUGGCCUGGCCUCCCCUCCCCUUCCUCUCCGGGCAGCAAAGCCGCUGGAGAGUUCUCUUUGGGGAGAGGAGGCGGCGAGAGGGCUCGGAGUUGUAGCAAUAGGAAGAGAGGAGAGAGAAAGAAAAGAAGAAAUGAACCCCAGCUACUUUUUCUUUAGUCUUGAUUCAAAUUUUCACUUUUGUGACAUCUCCACGCUUCUUAUUACAACUAUUACGGCGUUAUUGUACACAUGUGGUUUCCAUCCAUUUUGAACAUGAACACCAUUUUUGUGAUGCUCAACAAGCACGUCCAACGAUGCUUGGUCCAUCUCAAGAGACCAUUGCACAUAGUUCCUAGCACUGAGCUCCAGACAAAAAAAACGCAAACGACACGCCUUCCUCGUGGUACGCAUGUGCGCGUGCAUCAGAUGGGAUCUCAGCCCUUCAAGUUGUCAACGUUCAGAUGCUGUCUCGUUGGAAGAAGAUACUCACGACCCAAAUCAUCCUUGGUCUUGAUCAGUUCCAAAUGGGUUGUUGUAGGAGAGUCUCAGUGUUAAUCACUACUAGUAGCACAGAUAAUUCCGUCCGCUCCCAAUUAAAUCGGUUGUUAGAGAGUACUAGAAUCAAUUAGCACAAAUCAGCAGCUGCUGAUUCCUGUCUCAUUCCAUGAUUCCAUCGCCUCCCAAUUCACCAAGUCCCAACCGGCCGGGCGAUCCCAGAUUCCCAGCGCAAAACAAUGCCGGCGCCCACCGGCGAGAGGCCGCUGGUGCUCCUGGCGCAGCCGCUCUUCCCUGAGUUAGCCGCCGCGCUCGCCGGCCGCUUCCGGUUCGCUCUUGCCGCGGACGCCGACCCGGCGGCCGCGGCCGAGGCGAGGGUGCUGCUCGUGCCGAGGCUCGCGCCGGUCACGGCCCAGCUCCUGGGCGGGCUCCCGGCGCUGGAGCUGGUCGCGGCCACGACGGUGGGCGUCGACCACGUGGACCUCGAGGCGUGCCGGCGCCGCGGGCUCUGCGUCACCAACGCCGGCGCCGCGUUCUCCGUCGACUCCGCCGACUACGCCGUCGGGCUCGUGGUCGCGGCGCUCCGCAGGGUCGCCGCCGCCGACGCGUUCGUCCGGAGCGGCAGGUGGGCUGUCAACGGCGACUACCCUCUAACCACCAAGGUGAGCGGCAAGAGAGUGGGGAUCGUGGGGCUGGGCAACAUCGGCGCCCUCGUGGCGCGGCGGCUCGCGGCCUUCGGGUGCGCCGUCUCCUACCACUCCAGAUCCCCCAAACCGGCGGCGCCCUACAAGUUCUUCCCGGCGGUGCGCGACCUCGCAUCCGACAGCGACGUGCUGGUGCUGUCCUGCGCGCUGACGGAGGAGACGAGGCACAUGGUCAACCGGGAGGUGAUGGAGGCGCUGGGCAAGGACGGCGUGCUGGUCAACGUCGGCCGGGGCGGGCUCGUCGACGAGCCGGAGCUCGUCAGGUGCCUCCGCGAGGGCGUCAUCGGCGGCGCCGGCCUCGACGUGUACGAGGACGAGCCGGCCGUGCCGCGGGAGCUGUUGGGCAUGGACAACGUCGUGCUGUCGGGGCACAAGGCCGUGUCCACGACGGAGUCUAUCCGCGGUGUCGUUGAGAUCGUUGCAGCCAACCUCGACGCCUUCUUCUCUGGGAGGCCGUUGGUCAGCCCUGUACAACUCUGAAAUCAUUUGGUUUUGAUGGAAUGAAUCCGCCCUCCAAUGC